Messenger RNA from Podarcis raffonei (Aeolian wall lizard), 1216 nucleotides. RefSeq names its product HLA class II histocompatibility antigen, DR alpha chain-like. The record is from RefSeq and is a predicted model, not a curated record. Gene Ontology annotation, molecular function: MHC class II protein complex binding. The coding region runs from base 117 to 908 and encodes 263 amino acids. Gene Ontology annotation, biological process: immune response; antigen processing and presentation of exogenous peptide antigen via MHC class II; positive regulation of T cell activation. NCBI's taxonomy places the organism in Eukaryota, Metazoa, Chordata, Lepidosauria, Squamata, Lacertidae. Gene Ontology annotation, cellular component: membrane; MHC class II protein complex. The transcript has 5 exons.
CCCUGGCCGCCCCCGCCCCACAGCCACUUGGAGGGCGAGCUUCCAGGAGGAAGGGGCAAGGGACACUUGGGCUUGAGUCGCCCCUCGCCCGCCUCGGCCCAGGAAGAGCUGCAGAGAUGGAGCCCAGAGGAGGAAGAGGAGGAGGAGGAAGAAGAGCCCUUUGCUGCCUCUGGGCGACCCUCCUCCUCGCCCCGCCAAGGGGGGCCGGAGCCCUGAAAGUGGAGGACACCCUGGUGGAGCUGGACUUCUUCCAGGAGAGCUUCCCUUCGGAGAAGAAGUCCGGGGAGUUCCUGCUGGAGUUUGACAACGAGGAGAUCCUGCACGUGGACUGGGAGAAGAAGCAGAACGUCUGGAGGCUGCCGGACUUCCAGCGCUUCACCAGCUUCGAGGUGCAGGGCGCCCUGGCCAACAUCGCCGUCAUGAAGAACAACAUGGAGGUGCUCAUGAAGCGAAGCAACCGCACCCGUGCCCUGAACGUUGCUCCUUCGGCCACUGUGUACCCAGAAAACGCCGUGGAACUGGGGGACCCCAACGUCCUCAUCUGCUUUGUGGACAGGUUCUCCCCCCCAGUGCUGAACGUCACCUGGCUGAAGAACAACGAGGUGGUCUCCAAGGGCGUGGAGGAGACAGACUUCUACCCCAGCGUGGACAACACUUUCCGCAAGUUCUCCUACCUCCCCUUCGUCCCUCAGCAGGGAGACAUCUACGUCUGCCAGGUGGAGCACUGGGGCAUCCCAGAGGGAAAGAUGGAGAAGAUCUGGGUUUCCAAGGCGCCCUCUCCCAUCCCGGAGACGAUGGAGAACGUGCUGUGUGCCCUGGGCUUGGCCUUUGGCAUCCUGGGCAUCAUCGCUGGCACCAUCCUUUUCUUCAAGGCCAUGAGGAUGAACGAUCGCAGGGGCUUCAUAUAAUGGAGGAUUCCUUUCUUGACAGCCUCUUCCUUCAACCCUCUCAGCUCAUCUCCUUUGCCAAGAGUCUCUUCUGCUACAAAUCAGCUGGAAGGAGUUGCUUCCUCCGUGUGCAGAUUAUCCUCAGAAGCUUUUUGGAUAAUAUGUUUAACUUUCAAGAACAAUUAUGAUAGCCAAAGAUGCUUAGGCAGACUUACAUUACUUUUCUCCCUUUUAUGUUUCCCUCUUAGCAAAGAAAUUGCUCUGACUGUUUAAGUAAAUAGGAAAAGUAUAUGGUUUACUCACAUUAAAUGUCUUGCCAUGGUGCAACA